Molecule: messenger RNA, 759 nt
Organism: Macroventuria anomochaeta
Lineage: Eukaryota; Fungi; Ascomycota; Dothideomycetes; Pleosporales; Didymellaceae
Exons: 1
Coding region: 268-660 (130 amino acids)
Source: RefSeq, a predicted model, not a curated record
GCAUCCGAUAUUGCGCGCUAUCAGGAAGUUUUGUUCUCUUCAUGAACACCUUCUUUCUCCUUGUAGGUGCAGGUCGAGCUGGCUUUCCACGUUUCAGCGGCAAUGAGGGAACGCGGUUCCUUUAUGACGGCCAAUGCGAGACUACCAAAAAGACCAACAUCGGCGUUCACUUACGCACCAACGUUCUGGGUACCAUGCUGUUAGGGGCCAGCAACUACUGUAUGCGGUGUAUGAGUGCACCUACAAGAGCUGAGGCCGAGCGAGCACAUGCGAAAUUCAGAUGGGUCGACAUUGGGACUCCUAGUAUUCGCAGCCUGGGGCAAAUACGCAGGCUGCGCGUCGUGCUCGGCUCCUAUUGGGAACAUCGUCUCUACCAUUGCACUUGUUGUAGGUAAACUAUUACAAUCGUUUGUCGAACCGUCUACGCCGAACUUCAAACGCAGUAGCAUAUUUGAUGACAAUCAGAUCAACAUCAGCGAUCGCAUGUUCAACUUCGCCCAGACGGGGCGUCUUCAGCGUCUGACCAGGACCGAUUGUGUCAAUGCUUAUGCCCAAAACUACCGGUCUGCGCGGGAAGCGUCGUACUUGCAGUUUCCAACACAAUCCUACGUUACACCGACGGAGCCAUCGCCGACUACGAGACGUAAGUUGCUCCCGUAACCAGUCUUGAUGAUGAUCAACCCAAUCCUGUCGAAUAGAUUUGCCAACAAUACCCCACUAACGGCGCGAGUUGCGCAAGCUGGAUCUCCAAAGUACAAA